CAUUUCUACUGUGAUACCUGUUCUGUCCCCAUAUGUCGGGAAUGUACCAUGGGACGACAUGUGGGUCACAGCUUUAUCUACCUCCAAGAUGCCCUACAGGACUCCAGGACUCUCACCAUUCAGCUCCUGGCAGAUGCUCAGCAAGGACGACAGGCUAUUCAACUGAGUAUUGAACAGGCCCAGGCUGUGGCAGAGCAAGUGGAGAUGAAAGCAAAGGUGGUACAGUCUGAAGUCAAAGUAGUGACCACUAGACACAAGAAAGCCUUGGAAGAGCGGGAGUGUGAGCUGCUCUGGAAGGUGGAAAAGAUUCGCCAAGUCAAGGCCAAGUCCCUCUACUUGCAAGUUGAGAAGUUACGUCAGAACCUGAACAAGCUGGAUAACACCAUUAGUGCUGUUCAGCAGGUCCUGGAGGAGGGCCGCACCAUGGAUAUCCUUCUGGCUCGGGACCGCAUGCUGGCUCAGGUGCAGGAGCUGAAGAACGUCAGAGGCCUUCUGCAGCCCCAGGAAGACGACAGGAUCAUGUUCACCCCCCCCGACCAGGCAUUGUACAUGGCCAUUAAAUCAAUGGGCUUUGUCAGCAGCGGGGCCUUUGCUCCCUUGACCAAAGCCACGGGGGAAGGCCUCAAGCGCGCGCUGCAGGGCAAGGUGGCCUCCUUCACCGUGAUCGGCUACGACCACGACGGGGAGCCCCGCCUGUCUGGGGGCGACAUGAUCUCGGCAGUGGUCAUGGGCCCCGAUGGAAACCUGUUCGGGGCAGACGUCAGCGACCAGCAGAACGGCACCUACCUGGUCAGCUACCGUCCCCAGCUGGAGGGAGAGCACCUGGUGUCCGUGAUGAUGUGCAACCAGCACAUCGAGAACAGCCCCUUCAAGGUGCUGGUGAAGUCGGGGCGCAGCUACAUCGGCAUCGGGCUGCCGGGGCUGUCCUUCGGCAGCGAGGGCGACAGCGACGGCAAGCUGUGCCGGCCCUGGGGCGUCAGCGUCGACAAAGAGGGAUUCAUCAUCGUCGCCGACCGCAGCAACAACCGCAUCCAGGUGUUCAAGCCGUGCGGCACCUUCCAUCACAAGUUCGGCACACUGGGCUCCCGGCCAGGCCAGUUCGAUCGCCCCGCCGGCGUGGCCUGCGACGUCUCGCGUAGGAUCGUCGUGGCCGACAAGGACAAUCAUCGCAUCCAGAUCUUCACGUUCGAGGGGCAGUUCAUCCUGAAGUUUGGGGAGAAAGGAACCAAGAACGGGCAGUUCAAUUACCCCUGGGAUGUGGCUGUCAACGCAGAGGGCAAGAUCCUGGUCUCUGACACGAGGAACCAUCGCGUGCAGCUGUUCGGGCCCGACGGCGUGUUCCUCAACAAGUACGGCUUCGAAGGGGCGCUCUGGAAGCACUUUGAUUCCCCCAGAGGCGUGACGUUCAAUCACGAGGGCCACCUGGUAGUGACGGACUUCAACAACCAUCGCCUCCUGGUCAUCCACCCCGACUGCCAGUCGGCGCGCUUCCUGGGCUCCGAGGGCACCGGCAACGGGCAGUUCCUGCGCCCGCAGGGGGUGGCGGUGGAUCAGGAGGGGCGCAUCAUCGUGGCCGACUCCAGGAACCACCGCGUGCAGAUAUUCGAGUCCAACGGUAGCUUUUUAUGCAAGUUCGGCACUCAGGGAAGCGGCUUCGGUCAGAUGGACCGUCCUUCAGGUAUUGCUGUCACCCCUGAUGGCAUGAUUGUCGUGGUCGACUUCGGAAACAAUCGAAUUCUCGUCUUCUAAUCCGUGUUUGAAUUAGGAAGAAACUGUCUCAGGGAAAUUCUUCUAAGAGAAAAUGAAAAAAAUACAACGUUAAUUCAAACCUACCUCAUCUUUAAUUUUUUUACAGAUGAAUGUACUUACCUUUUCUGCAGGGAGUGAGCCUGUAAAAUUGAAUUCUAUCUACCUCAUUGUCCUCCCUUCCCUCCCCAGUUUCUCACCCCCUCCCCAUCCCCACAUACUCAUAGUUCAGAACGUUUUACCUCUUUCCCCCGAUGGGGUUUCAUGCACAAACGAGAGUUGCUGUGCACAUUAGGUGGUUUGUGUGGUGAGUUCUGUUAGACUAAGCCAAGAAAGGCGCUAUGUAAUUUUUAAAUGGAGAAAAUGGUAGUAGGUGUUUGUAGAGAAUUUGUGUUCUUGACCAUUCUGCAGUUCUGUGGGUGGGGACAUGGGAGGGAGGGACAUUUGUUGUUGUUGUUUUGUUUUCUUUUUUUAAAUUGCUGCUGCAGCAGAGAACUUUUUCCUGUUCUCCUUUUUAUACCUCAGUGUGUUUGAUUUACUGGCGAGCACAGCAUCUUGUUCCCAGACAAUUUUGAACGUUUUAUGAAAGUGAGUGGGAUUCACUCGCCAAGAAGAGCAAGUUUGCAUCUUUUUUGGCAUUUCUGUGUAUU
Ficedula albicollis (Collared flycatcher) is the source of this 2396-nucleotide messenger RNA. RefSeq names its product tripartite motif containing 71, E3 ubiquitin protein ligase (gene TRIM71). NCBI's taxonomy places the organism in Eukaryota, Metazoa, Chordata, Aves, Passeriformes, Muscicapidae. The coding region runs from base 49 to 1749 and encodes 566 amino acids. The record is from RefSeq and is a predicted model, not a curated record. Gene Ontology annotation, molecular function: protein binding; ubiquitin protein ligase activity. Gene Ontology annotation, biological process: protein polyubiquitination; proteasome-mediated ubiquitin-dependent protein catabolic process. The transcript is spliced from 3 exons.